Messenger RNA from Lycium barbarum (goji berry), 1233 nucleotides. RefSeq names its product zinc finger protein JAGGED. The transcript has 5 exons. The record is from RefSeq and is a predicted model, not a curated record. Bases 278 to 1051 code for a protein of 257 amino acids. Gene Ontology annotation, molecular function: DNA-binding transcription factor activity. Lineage: Eukaryota; Viridiplantae; Streptophyta; Magnoliopsida; Solanales; Solanaceae.
UCCUAGAUCUGCAUAUGUAUGUUCAAUUUGGCAGAAAAAAACUGAUAGAGAACUUUCAAACCCCACAACACCCCCAGCCUUUUUCUUCAUCAUCACUCAAAGUCUCAAAACUCAAACUCAACCAUAGCCUCUACAUUUCAGUCCAAACUGAAAGUCUUAUGAUAAUUUGCCAAACUUCUUUACUCACUUGUAGUAGUACUCCUCCAUCUGAAAGUUCCAUCUUAUCUUAUCAUAUCACCUCAAAUAUUUUUUCCUGUCUUUCUCUGUCGGUUUCAUCAUGAGUCCAGAAAGAAACCCCCUUGACCUCAACAACUUACCUGAAGACUUUUCUAGAGAUGGUAAACAAGCCCUUGAAGGUAGCUCUUCGUUUUCUGGAGGGUAUAGGAAAAAGAAAAGCGGCGCUAAAGAAGGAAAAGAAGAGUGUGGGAAGGUCUAUGAGUGUAGGUUUUGUUCCCUCAAGUUCUGCAAAUCUCAAGCUCUUGGGGGACAUAUGAACCGCCACAGACAAGAGAGAGAGACAGAAACACUGAACCGGGCUCGUCAGCUCGUCUUCAAUAACGAUAACCUAAUUCCUCCUCAUCACCUAGGUUGUCAGCCAAUUCCUCAUGCAGGAGGAGGUUAUCAUCAAGGAGGAAACAUUGGUGAUCCAACACUAUCAUAUAGACCACCACCACCACCACCACUUUAUCCAACAACAAGGUUAUUUUCAGGCAACUCCACCACCACCCUCUUGCCACCACCACCUCAACCGCCAUACAUGUACGCAUCUCCUCCGCGUAUGGUUUCACUCUCUUCUCAUCAACAUCCCUCCCAAACAAACGACUACUUCCUUGGCCACGUCCUAUCAGGAUCCAACACACACCCGAGCAGUACUACUCCUAACAACUUCAUGGGUUCAUCAGCUCUACCGCCAGAUCAUAAUAAUAACAACAACAACAAUAACAAUUACACUUGCAUUGGUGCACCGGUAGGGCAUGGACUUGGACUUGGCAAUAAUGGAAGUAGCUCAGCUGGGAAGCGACAUUUGGAUCGGUUUCAAGAUAGAUUUUAGCAGUUUUUUCCAUUUUAUUUUGCUUUUUUUCGUUGUGCUAUGUUUGACUUUAUCUUCUUCCAAGUGAGAGACUAAGAGGGUGCUAUAAUUCUUAUGUAGGAUUAAAGUUUUGUACACUGGGAGCGUAGAGAGAGUUUACACUAUCAGUGUGAUUUACUUAUUUAUAGCAGGUUAUCACUCUA